CGUCACAAAGAUAGAGCAAGGCCCACUUAGCCUCUCCUCACUUCCUAAUAAACAAGCUGAGCCGCAGCGUCUCUCAUCACAUUCGUACAGGACUCUAACCAGGAAGCUGCGAGAGUUUUCAUCCUUCCAGCAGAAUGCCGAGCCAGCUCGAGGGUGCGAUGGAUGCGCUGAUAGCUGUUUUCUACAACUACUCUGGAAAUGAUGGAGACAAACACAAGCUCAACAAGGGCGAGCUGAAGCAACUUCUGAACAGUGAGCUCACGGACUUCCUCACGUCUCAGAAGGAUCCAAUGCUGGUGGAGAAAAUCAUGAACGACCUGGACUCUAACAAAGACAACGAGGUGGAUUUCAAUGAGUUUGUGGUGCUGGUUGCCGCCCUGACCGUUGCCUGCAACGACUUCUUCCAAGAGCAGAAAAACAAAAACAAGUAG
Toxotes jaculatrix (banded archerfish) is the source of this 431-nucleotide messenger RNA. RefSeq names its product S100 calcium binding protein Z (gene s100z). The record is from RefSeq and is a predicted model, not a curated record. Gene Ontology annotation, molecular function: calcium ion binding. Gene Ontology annotation, cellular component: cytoplasm. The transcript is spliced from 3 exons. NCBI's taxonomy places the organism in Eukaryota, Metazoa, Chordata, Actinopteri, Toxotidae. The coding region runs from base 135 to 431 and encodes 98 amino acids.